Messenger RNA from Lacerta agilis (Sand lizard), 4579 nucleotides. RefSeq names its product protein phosphatase 4 regulatory subunit 4 (gene PPP4R4). Bases 839 to 3460 code for a protein of 873 amino acids. NCBI's taxonomy places the organism in Eukaryota, Metazoa, Chordata, Lepidosauria, Squamata, Lacertidae. Gene Ontology annotation, cellular component: protein serine/threonine phosphatase complex; cytosol. The transcript is spliced from 25 exons. Gene Ontology annotation, molecular function: protein phosphatase regulator activity. The record is from RefSeq and is a predicted model, not a curated record.
GAGCAUCUGGGAAACAGCGCCUGCCCUCCCCAACCAACCUUUCUUCUUGCGGGGGUGCAGGUUCCUCUAAUCCGCACGCCCCCUAAAUUCACAUUUAAAAUACAAACCAAUAAUCCCUUGCACUCGUUCGGGGAACAAGUUGUCGAUUUCUCUUCCAUUCCCCCCCCCCCUGCAAAACCCUCUUCAGUGUUAGCUUUCAGGUGGGCAUCUGCCCCCAAUCUGUCCUGGAGCAGGGGGUCCCAAGAUCUGCCUCCUUUCCUGGGCCAAAGAGGAGAAAAGUUGCACGCUCAGACCCGCCUCCAUCCCACCCCCACGCCUUGCAUUUCCACCCUUAGCGCCCCCACCAAAAGAGAGAGAGGGAGAAAAGCAAGCAGGAGUGAAGUGAAAGGAGGGCGUGCGUAUAUGCGUAUGUGUGGUGGAGGAGGAGGAGGAAGAGAGAUGUUGGUGUCUCCUUCUCCCUGGAAACGCUGGAGGGACUGAGGCGAAAGUGAAGCAGCAGGAGUGAAAGUUUCCUUGCUGGAGCCUGGGCUGAGUGGCGAGUGAUGCUCUUGGAGCAGCAACGGCGGCGGGCUGUGCUGGUGCCGCAUUGUGUUUGCUGAGGCUCCUCCUGGGCGGUGGGGGCUCAGUAGCGUCCUACGAGGAGGAGGAGGAGGAAGCAGCAAGAGCAGCAGCUGAGCAGCCUCUACUCGCCCACCUCCACCAGUGCAUUCUUUUAAGACGAGAAGAGGGUGUUUGUUGCCUGCUUGCUCUCUUCUACCUCUCUCCUCUCUGGCCUCAGUGCAAUGUGAAGCUUGCACACAACCCUGGUUUGUCAAAGACUGGAGCUCCAACCUAGUACAUGCAUCCGAUAAUCAUCUUCUCCUACAAAAUGGAUUUUAGCCAGAACAAUCUGUUUGGUUAUAUAGAAGAUCUGCAGGAACUAACUAUUAUUGAAAGGCCAGUACGCAGGAGUCUAAAGACACCAGAAGAAAUAGAGAGAUUGACAGUUGAUGAAGAACUCAAUGAUAUUGAAAGGGCUGUAUAUCUACUCAGUUCUGGUCAGGAUAUCCAAGGAACGAGCGUGGUUGCAAGUCUUCCAGUUCUGAUGCGACAGAAUCCUGCAGAGACGCUAAGGAGAGUCCUGCCAAAAGUUAGAGAGGUCCUGCCUGUUGCAGGGGUGGAAAUGCAGUUAACAGCUGCUAUUUCACUUUUGACUAUUCUACAAGAGGAGUCAAUAUCCAUCCAUACUUACUCCCACUCCUUCCUACACAUCAUUCUACAGAAUCUGGAGCACAGAGAUGCAGGUGUCAGUAAUGCAUGGCUGGAAACCCUUCUUGCUGCAAUAGAAGCUUUGCCAAAAGAAACCAUCAGACAUGAGAUCCUGAAUCCUCUUGUUUCCAAGGCACAGCUUUCCCAAACACUUCAGUCUCGCUUGGUUAGUUGUAAAAUCUUGGGGAAAUUAGCUAACAAGUUUGAAGCUCAUAUAAUUAAAAGAGAAAUUCUUCCGCUGGUAAAAUCACUCUGCCAGGAUGUAGAAUAUGAAGUUCGUUCCUGCAUGUGUCGGCAACUGGAGCUUAUAGCUCAAGGAAUAGGGACUGAGCUAACCAAAAAUGUAGUGCUUCCUGAGCUGGUAGAAUUAGCGAGGGAUGAAGGCAGCAGUGUACGUCUUGCAGCUUUUGAGACCUUGGUUAAUCUGCUGGAAAUGUUUGAUGCAGAUGAUAGAAGUCAAACAGUCCUCCCAUUAGUGAAAUCCUUCUGUGAAAAAUCGUUCAAAGCAGAUGAAUCUAUUCUGGUUUCACUAUCUUUCCAUUUAGGGAAGCUUUGUAAUGGACUAUAUGGGAUUUUUACACCAGAGCAGCAUUUGCGAUUUUUGGAAUUCUACAAGAAGCUUUGCACACUGGGAUUAGAGCAGGAAAAUGGACACAAUGACAACCAGGUGCAACUCCAAACCCUAGAACAGGAAAAGAAGUACAUCUCAGUGAGGAAGAACUGUGCUUACAAUUUACCAGCCAUGAUGGUUUUCGUGGAUCCCAAAAAUUUCAAUUUGGAACUGUACUCAACAUUCUUCUGUCUAUGUCAUGACCCUGAAGUCCUAGUCAGGCACACGAUGGCUAUUGGCUUCUAUGAAGUUGCUAAGCUUUUAAAUACUGAUGUGUAUGUAAUACAUAAAGAACUGGUAGCCCUAUUACAGGAUGAGUCAUUAGAGGUGUUAGAUGCAUUAAUAGGCUACCUUCCUGAAAUUCUUGAACUAUUUUCUACUGGAGGAGAAAGCAUUGGAACAGAGAGCAAGUUAUUGAAUUUCCCAGAGUUGAUCCCAGCGCUAACAAGAGCGGAGCAGAGAGCAGCAACCUCUUUGAAAUGGAGGACUCAUGAGAAGCUACUACAAAAAUAUGCCUGCCUGCCUCAUGUCAUCUCAAGUGAUCAAAUUUAUUAUCGCUUUUUGCAUAGAAUGUUGAGCAUCAUUAUGACAAACAACGUUUUACCUGUCCAAAAAGCAGCUGCUCGAACCCUGUGUGUAUAUUUACGUUACAAUCGCAAGCAAGAACAGAGGCAUGAAGUCAUCCAGAAACUGAUUGAGCAGUUGGGCCAAGGAAAAAGCUACUGGAACAGAUUGCGUUUUUUAGAUACAUGUGAAUUCAUCAUAGAACUCUUUUCCAAAUCAUUUUUCUGUGAAUACUUCUUUCUCCCAGUGCUUGAGCUUACACAUGAUCCAGUUGCAAACGUGAGAAUGAAGCUUUGUUAUUUAUUGCCAAAAGUGAAGUCUACUCUCAAGGUUCCCACAGAUAAGCAUUUACUGCAGCAGCUAGAACUGUGUGUAAGAAAACUUCUGUGUGAGGAGAAAGACAAAGAUGUUCUGAGCAUUGUUAAAAAAAUGGUGCUGGAACUGGACAGAAUGGAAACCUCUUUGGAUGCUUUUCAGAAGAGGUUUUAUGAAAAUGAUCUAUUGGACCAGCAAAAAGAAAGAGAGGAGCACCUACUUUUGGAAAUGGAACAAUUAGAAAAAGAGAAACAGCAAAAUGAGGGCAGGUCUACCAGUAUGAGCGAUAAAAUGUAUGAAAAGAAGCGUAGAGACAGUAAAGCAUCAACAACUUUGGCCAAAACUAUACCAAUGUCUGUUUCCGGAAAUCCGGGUGCUGCAGCAGGCAAAGAAGUGAAAAAGUCAAAAUUGGUUCGAAGUCAGUCUUUCAGUAGUCAAGCCUUGCACUCAAAAUAUGGAAACAUAGACAAGUGUCCCAGCAAAAGUUCUUCAACAGGAUAUACUUCAGUCUCAACAGUAGGAAAAGGUUCUAUGUUCUCCUUUUCAGACGAUUCCUUCCGUGCUCGCUCUAGCAACCCCAGUGGGACUGCUGCGUUCUCCUCUGCUUCCACCUUACCAUCUUCCUCUCGUAAUACAAGUAAUUCAGUUGAUCAGAAGAGCAAUGGGAGCAAAGAAAGCCAUUCGCGGAAGGUUAGCUUGAAAAACAGGAAGUCAAACUCCUAGAGCUGGUGAAAAAAAGGAUGCACACCAAAGACCACUGGAGGCAACGUGGGUGAAAGAUUGGCAGGAGUUGGAGUAAAAUCUUGAACAAUAAGGACCAGAGAGGAGAGACUGACUGCAUCUCACAAUGUUAACAUCUUCUGUCAGUUAAAUAAAUUCCUAUGUUGUAAAAUAUCUUCAUAGAAAUAAUGUAAUAUGUGCAGAAUUCCAAUGUUGUAAGUGAAGUGUUUAAUUCAAUGUUACUUUAGCAAUGUGCUUAAAAACUGCUGCAGCUAAAGAGACAGGGUUUUACCUCCCCUUCCUCCCUCUCAAUUAUGCCUUUUAAUAGUUCAGGUUCUUCAAAUUGGAAUACAAGUGCCCCCUACUUUAAAAUAUACUUAUUUAUGAGUGUAGGGCUCCUACUAUAUAUUUGCUAUGGAAAUAGGACCAUAUAGGUGAAAUUGCUCUGCAUAUAGGAUUAACCGACCAAGCAACAUCUUAUCUCUGGAAAAAAAAGCUUUAGUAUUGAACCUGGAAGCAUGGACAAAGAAAUAUUGAGUAGUCAUUUACAAUACAGUUGUGCUAUAAUUUUAAGUAAGAUUGCUUACCUGGUGUAUACAAAUUCUCAAGAGGGUUUUCUUUUCAACUUUUAAUAAGAACAAAUACCUCCAAAAAUGCAUACAAAUGAUUAUUCAUGAGUUUCAUAUCUCAGUUUCAUUGUAUAAAUACUUUGUUUUAACUUCUAGUAUUUCAGGUUGUAGUUUCUCUUUAUCCAACACUUUAGAAAUAAUGCAAUCUAGUUUUUAAUUAGUUGUUAUUUCAAGCUAUCAUGCUUUUAGCUAUGUCAACGGCAUUUUGUUUGUAUUCAUCCUAACAUUUCUAUCAAAAUUUGCCUGCAACAUGCAGUUCUAUUUAAAAAGUUCUAUUUAUGCCAAUACUUGAGAGAGACUGUAUGAAGCUAUUGUCAGCUUCUCUAUUUCAGAAAUGCAAUCAGCAAAACUAUAUUGAUAUCAGAAAUCUGUUUUUUAAAAUAUAUUGGUGUAUGAUAAAGAUAAUCUAAUUUGUGAAUGAAUAUGUGUGUGGUUACUUUUUACAAUGUGGAAUAAUGAAUGCUUUACGCACAAUAAAACGUAGGAUAUGAAA